GACGUCAUAAAAAUCAGCCACAAGAAAAAAAAAACAAACCAAAUGGUGGCGGGUGCGGGCUGAAACUAAAAUUAUUUUAUUCGUCGCGUUUUCGACUCUAAUUUCGAGUAAAUCGCUCUUAUUCGUGGUGUUUGGCCGUUCAGCAAGUGACGAGUGAUGGAGUGCUGAAGAAGGGAAAGCUGGAAGUGGCUCAAUUCUGAAACGCAUUUUGUGGCAAGAGGGGAAAAAUCAUCGACGGAACUCCUGGGCGGAGAUUGUGCAGGGGCGCGCGUACAGGGAGGCGGAUGCGGUCUUGGCAAAUACAAAUAAAGCAAAGAAGAGAGCAAAAUAGUCGGACGUCGGAGGAAAAAAUCGCCUAAUAAUUGUUGCUCGCCAAUUGGCACACACAAUAUGGCACAGGAAAAGAAGCACUAGCGGGCCUCGUUCGCGCAAAACUUCCGGGAGACCUCCGGGAAGAUUCCCCGAGCAAGGGACGAGACGACGUGGUGAGCGAGUGUGUGUGUGUGACGGUGUCGGUGGGUGUGUUUUUAGUGGAGGCAAGGAAAAUCCACGAAGAAAUUAGAGCACAUCACAUCAUCAUCUUCUUCGUCGAAGAGUGUGGUGUCUGGCUGGGUUGGCCUGUCGAGGUGGGGCCCGUCAGAGAAGGGCGGAGGUUGUAGAAAAACGGGAAAUACAUCAUCGGAAAAACCUGCAUUUUUUCGAAUAAAUCUAAAAUUACAAAAAAAAAAAAAAAAUCUGUGAAGAAAGAGUUCGUUAGUUGAAAGGAAGAAAACACGGCUGCUGGAAGAAAGUGCUUAGGACCAGGCUAUUCCAAGGGCUAAGAAGAGUCAUGGCUGACCAAAACGAAAAAAUCCUGCACAGGCUGCUGGCCAUUGACGGAAAUAAUGAAUGUGCCGAUUGUGCAGCGAAACAUCCCGAGUGGGCCUCGUACAAUAUUGGAAUAUUUCUGUGCACGCGAUGCUGCGCCGUCCACCGGAAUAUGGGCGCCCACAUUUCCAAGGUGAAGCACCUGAAGCUGGACAAAUGGGAAGACAGCCAGCUGGAGCGGAUGAUCGAGGUCGGAAAUAAGGCGUCGAAGCUCAAGUACGAGCAGCGCGUUCCGGCCUGCUACCGGCGCCCGCGUGAGAAUGAUCCGCAAAUCCUGACCGAGCAGUGGAUCCGCGCCAAGUACGAGCGGCUCGAGUUCUGCAUGAACGAGCGCCCGGCGUACACCUCCGGCCACAUGGAGGGCUUCCUGAUGAAGCGCGGCAAGGAGGACAGCCGCUACCAGCUGCGCAAGUUCGUCCUGUCCGAGGCGGACGACACGCUGCGGUACUUUGUGAAAGAAAAGCGCGAACCAAAGGCAAUCCUGAGAAUAUCGGAGCUGAACGUGGUGUACGCCCCGGCCAAGAUCGGCAACCCGAACUCGCUGCAGCUGACGUUCAUGAAGGACGGCACGACGCGGCACAUCUACGUGUACCACGACGACCCCAAGGAGAUCAACAACUGGUACAUGGCGAUCCGGUGUGCCAAGCUGCACCGGCUGCAGAUUGCGUUCCCCAGCGCUUCCGAGAGUGAUCUGGUGGACUACCUGACGCACGACUUUGCGCGCGAGGGUUGGCUGCUGAAGACCGGCCCGAGGACGACCGACAGCUACAAGCGGCGGUGGUUCACGCUGGACGAUCGGAAGCUCAUGUACCACGACGAUCCGCUGGACGCGAACCCGAAGGGGGAGAUCUUCCUGGGGAACCAGCUGGACGGGUACAGCAUCCGGAUAGGGGCUCCGGUCGGCGCCAAGGAUCAGGGCUUCAGUUUUACGCUGUUUACGCCCGAGCGGACGUACAAUCUGUCGUCGCACAGCGAGAAGGACCGCGACGAGUGGAUGGCGGUCAUUCAGAAGGUGCUCGAGCGUCCGCUCAGCCCGCAGGAUAGUUCGAUAUCAGCGCGCCUCAUCCGCAAGCGUGGCGGGACCAACUCGAUCAACAUCUUCACCGGCAGGAUGUUUACCAGUGUUUUCAAGUUUUGGACAUUUUUUCAACGAUAAUUACAUUUAAAUAAAACAACAACUUUUCACCAAGAGGCGAACAACAAACAGUGUAGUAAAUGGUCAAUAAUAUGUAAAGGGAUGACAGUAUCAACACCGUGCAUACUGUUGCAAAAAUAUGCGUAGAUAGUAAGGGAAUUAGAUAGACAAAAUUUACUAAAUUAUAACUAAUAAUAACAACUUGAAGAAAUUAGCAACAUACACGCUUCCACGUAGCGUGGAACAACUACAUAAAUCAUAACUCAUCAUACUAUUUUAUGACAAUGGAUGAAAACAAAGAGAAAGAAACGUUUUUUGUUUUGUUCUGUGUCACAAGUAUACAAGCUCUGUUUAUUUUGUCGAAAGCUGGGAACCGGUGUAGCUAGUAGAUUCAUAAGAUCACACUCCGAAUCAUUUCCCCACUCUCACGUACUCAAAAAUAAUAUCUGCAAUAAUCGUUCUUCUUUUUAUUUUGAAGCGCGCAUAUUUUGUUUAUGUCUUGUGUAUUAAUAGUCGAAAAUGUGCAGGAAAAGGACGGAAAGAAAAGAAAAGAGGACAAAAGUAAUAGUUUGCCAAAAAUAGCUAAUACGAACGAAUCGAACAAUUGUGCUAGUUUGAGCUGGUGUAGUUUUGUAAGGAAAGAGGGAUAAAAAGAAAGGCGCGAAGGUACAUAGAAAAUAGCUCUGAUUAGGUUAGAACAAAGAUUGACGGUUGCAAACAAGAGACUAAUGCAAGCUAGCUAGUUGGAGAAGGGAAAAUUCAACGCGAGCAGCACCUAAAGCCGAUUUACAUGUAAUAAAAGUAAUCUUUCAACACACAUCGCUUCA
This is a messenger RNA of Culex pipiens pallens (northern house mosquito), 2829 nucleotides long. Its product is annotated as arf-GAP with dual PH domain-containing protein 1-like. Gene Ontology annotation, cellular component: plasma membrane; intracellular membrane-bounded organelle. Gene Ontology annotation, molecular function: phosphatidylinositol bisphosphate binding; GTPase activator activity. Gene Ontology annotation, biological process: positive regulation of GTPase activity. The record is from RefSeq and is a predicted model, not a curated record. The coding region runs from base 830 to 2023 and encodes 397 amino acids. The transcript has 5 exons. NCBI's taxonomy places the organism in Eukaryota, Metazoa, Arthropoda, Insecta, Diptera, Culicidae.